Molecule: messenger RNA, 5190 nt
Organism: Anopheles bellator
Lineage: Eukaryota; Metazoa; Arthropoda; Insecta; Diptera; Culicidae
Product: toll-like receptor Tollo
Exons: 2
Coding region: 1-5028 (1675 amino acids)
Biological process (GO): signal transduction
Molecular function (GO): protein binding
Source: RefSeq, a predicted model, not a curated record
AUGCUAUUUACGACGGUGCGGCCCGACGGGCAAUCCGAUCACCGGCGGCUUCGCCAGUGCCAUUGUGAGAAGUGCUCGUUGCAAUUCGACAGUGACGGAUCCUUGUGUGGCUUACGGUGCGAACGCUGCUGGACAGCGACGGUGACGGAGGGCGACGGGCAGAUCGACCGGAGCAGCAAUCCAACGCCGGUUCCCAGUGCUACGGAGAGCCUUACACCGGUCGACGAGCAGGAUGAAAUGGUGCAGCAAUCCGCCAACGAAUCGUGGCCCAAUGUGCUGUCCGAGUUGGUGGCCACCGAGAUUGGAAUGGCACACCUGCUGCUGAGCAAGAAACCUCUCCAGGCGGCCCUGAUGGCCCUACAGGAUCGCCUGAGGCCCAUUUUCGCAAGUGCCACCAAAGCGCUGGCCGACGCGUUCGCUUCCGAUGCGACCACCAACUUGACGACGACGAUCAAUCGCUCCUCGACGGAAGCUCCACCGACGACGACGCUGCUACUGGGCGCCUGGUGCUGCCGGUCGGUGGACGGCGGUCGGGGGAGCAUCCUGCGGCACGAUGAGGCCGCCGGGCAACAGCAGCAGCAGCUGCCGAAGGCGUGCGCCUGGACCGGCGCGGUCCUGGAAGCACCAUCGCAGGAGGGCGGCCGCUCGGACGAGCUGGCGUGCCGGGUGAAGACGAUCGGCCGGACCGAGGGGCUGCUAGCUAACCUAAGUAGUUAUCAAAUUGAUAGGAUUAAGUCGCUGCGGCUCGAGUGCAGCGACAUCUUGUUCUUCGAAAGUUCCUUAGACUCGUCGUCGUCCUCGGCGGGCUCGUCCUCCGGGUCGUCCUCAUCCCUGGCGACUUCGCCGUCCACGUCGGCGAAUGGCGCUGGCCUGUUUCUCGGGUCCUUCCCGGGCCUGCUGCAGCUGUCGAUCGAUCACUGCAAGAUCAAGUACAUCCCGGCGCUCGCCUUCUCGACGCUCCGGGCGCUCCGCAGCCUUUCGCUCAGCACCCGCAACGUGCACUGGUCGACGAUGAACCUGGAGCUGCACCCAAACAGCUUCCGGGGUCUGGCGGAGCUGAAGGACCUCCAGCUAACGGAGAGCAACAUCUGGGCCCUGCCGGCCGAUGUGCUGUGUCCGUUGCACAAACUGCGAACCCUUAACCUCACCGGCAACCGGUUGAGUGAUCUUACGCAACUGGGCCUCUCGGACUGGGGCAAGGGUCCGACGGCUCCCGGGAAGGCCUGCAACACGGGUCUGGAGGUGCUGGAUCUAUCAGGCAACGAUCUGACGCUCCUUCCCGACAACGGACUCUCGGCAUUGCGCUCCCUGAACGCCCUUCACCUACAGCGCAACCUACUGAAGGAGAUCGCUGACCGAGCGUUCGUGGGUCUCGGCACACUGGAGGUCCUGAACCUGGCGGACAACAAGCUGACCGCGUUGACACCGGAACUGUUUGUGUCAUCGCGCAAGAUCCGGCAAGUGUAUCUGCAGAACAAUUCACUGGCGGUCCUGGCCCCCGGUGUCUUCGAGGGACUCGAUCGCCUGGAGACCCUGGAUCUGUCACACAACCAGCUGACGUCGGUGUGGGUCAAGCGGGAUACGUUCGCGGGCCAGGUCCGGCUGGUGGUGCUCAGCCUCGGUCACAACCAGCUCUCGAAGGUGGACCAGCACGUGUUCCGGGGACUGUACAGCUUGCAGAUCCUGAACCUGGAGCACAACGCGAUUGAACUGAUCGCCGAUGGGGCGUUUGCGGACCUGAAGAACCUGCACGCGUUGUUCCUGUCCCAUAAUCGGCUACGUCAGAUUGAACCGUAUCACUUUAGCGAACUGUACGUGCUGCACCAGCUGAUCCUGGAGUCGAAUCAGAUCGCGUAUAUCCACGAGCGAGCGUUCGAGAACUUGACGCACCUGCACGACCUCAGCCUGAACGAUAACCGGCUGGAGGAGAUUCCGCUCGGGAUGAAGAGUUUGAAGUUCCUGCAGUCGCUCGACGUGGGCAAGAAUCAGAUCAGCGAGAUCAACAACUCGUCGUUCGAGGGCUUGGAGGAGCUGAUGGGUCUGCGGCUGGUGGACAAUCAGAUCCGGGAGAUAGCGCGCGAUACGUUCUUCGCCCUGUCGACGAUCCACGUGCUGAAUCUGGCCUCGAACCGUAUCCGGCACAUCGACCAGUCGGCGUUUAGCUCGAACCCUACGCUCCGUGCGAUCCGGCUGGAUGCGAACGAGCUGGAGGACAUUAGCGGUGUGUUUACGUCACUCCCGGCGCUGGUGUACCUCAACAUCUCGGACAAUCGGAUCGCGUGGUUCGACUAUUCGCACUAUCCGCACUCGCUCGAGUGGCUCGAUAUCCACAAAAACAACAUCAGCGAGCUGGGGAAUCGGUACGACGUCGGGACGUGGUUCCUGCUCAAGAUGUUGGACGUUUCGCACAACGCCUUGCGCCGGAUCAACGCCAGCUCGUUCCCACAGAACAUCGAGACGAUCCUGCUGAACAACAACGAGCUGGAGGAGAUCGCCCCGGAAACGUUCACCGGCAAGGCGAACAUCGUGAAGGUGGUGCUGUACGGGAAUCGAUUGCGGCGUAUCGAGAUGGCCUCGCUGGCACUGACCCCGAUGCCGGAUACGCGUGUCCUGCCGGAGUUCUACCUCGGGGACAAUCUGAUCCACUGCGAUUGCAGCAUGGAGUGGUUGCAGCGCAUCAACGAGCUGGCGUACUUGCGGCAGUACCCGCAGGUGAAGGACCUGGACACGGUCCAGUGCACGAUGGAGCACGAGCGGGGCGAACAGAGGCGCCCGCUCAUGUCGAUGCGAGCGAGCGAGUUCCUGUGCCGGUACGAUAGCCACUGCUUCGCCACCUGCCACUGCUGUGACUUUGACGCGUGCGAUUGCAAGAUGGCGUGUCCGGAUCGGUGCAGCUGCUACCACGACACGGCCUGGGAGUCGAACAUUGUGGACUGUGGAUCCGUCGGUCUAUCGCUCGUACCGGCCAAGAUUCCGAUGGAUGCGACCGACAUCUAUCUGGACGGUAACAACCUGGGGGCGCUCGGGAGUCACGUGUUCAUCGGGAAGAAGAAGCUCAAAGCGCUGUUCCUGAACGGGAGUCGGAUCGAAUCGCUCAACAACAAAACGUUCGCCGGGAUCCCGGCCCUGGAGGUACUCCACCUGGAGUCGAACGGGCUGGAGGUACUGUCCGGGGCGGAGUUUGAGCAAUUGCGCGAUCUGCGGGCACUUUACCUUCACGCGAAUGCCCUCUCGGCGAUUGGGAACAAAUCGUUCGUGUACCAGAAAUCGCUCGAGGUCCUGACGCUCGACGACAAUCGGCUCGCGGAGCUGCGACCUUGGGAGCUCCUGCCGACACUUGCGCCGGAUGCCGACGGAACCGGAAGUGGUGUGACGCUCGGUGGUGGGGGCAAUCGGUUGGACUGUUCGUGUGACACGAUGCCCAGGUUGAUCGAUUGGCUUGACCGGCAGUUCCGGAAUGUGUCGCGUACGGACCCACCGCUCGGGGAGUUGCGGUGUGCGAAGCGUGACAUCCCCUUGGUGGAGGCGAUCGGGGUGUGUGAAGCGGCUCGAGGAGGGACAUCCCGUCCGGUCGGAAGUCUCAGUGGAGUUCCGGUCGCGACACCGACCGUCCAGCGGACGAUCAUCGAUGACGACUUCAUCGACUAUCUCCCGCUGCUGAUAGCGGUCCUGGCGGGUCUACUCCUGACGGUGCUACUCGUGACGCUGGUGCUGCUUUUUCGUCAGGACGUUUGCCUGUGGGCCCACGCCCGGUACGGGGUGCGGCUGUGUAAGGACCCGUUGAGUGCGCUGGAGCGCUGUGAGGACAGCGAGAAGCUAUAUGAUGCGUACUUCGUGUAUAGUGCGGCCGAUGCAGACCUGGUUAGUGGUCCGAUCGGACAGGAACUGGAGCACCACGGGUACGGGAUGUGUCUGCAUUACCGGGACGUACACGGCACCACCAGCUUCCUGGGCGAUUCGAUGCAAUCGGCGGCGGAUGCCUCGCGGAAGCUGAUCCUCUUCGUCAGCGUCAAGUUCCUGCAGCUCGAGUGGUCCCAGCCGGAGUUCCGGGCGGCCCUUCAGGCGGUCCUGGAGUUGAUACGACCGUCGAGGCGUAAGCAGCGCCUGAUCUUGAUCACCUCCGUACCGGGCGCAAUGAUGUCGAUGGAUCCGAUCAUGGACAUCCUGGCCCGGACCUGCACCGUGAUCGCGUGGGACGAUCGGCGGUUCUGGGACAAGGUUCGGUUCGCGAUGCCUGACCUCGGCAAGGGUGACCCACUGGGGAAGGGUGCCCACCGGAAGAACAUCAACAUCCGUUACACGCCCGCCCCAACCAACAACCUGAUGGUGGGACCCGCACCAUCCGCCCCGAGUGCAACCACCUGGCCGAAGCGACUCAACUCGGAGGUCUGCAUUCAGGGGCCGCAACAGCAGCAGCAACUACACCAUCAGCAACCCUAUCCGGUUCCACUGCCACGGACCAGCCACCAUCAGGGUCAGGCGACCAGUACUUACCACACGGACGAGGACGACCCUUCCACGGCCGGCUCGUCACCGCAGUACGAAGCCCCGGGAGGAAGCCCAGGGUUCCCGCUUGGCCAUCAUCUUCAUCACCACCAUCACCACCAUCAGCUGCAUCCGGGCACGGUGCCGUAUCAGCUCGGAGCGACCUCUGGCGGUGGUCCGCACAUUCCGUCCUCACAGUCCAAUUCGCCGCACCUGCCACAGACUAUGCCCCAUCAUCAUCACCAUCACCAUCAUCACCAUCAGCAACAGCAGCAGCAGCAGCAGCAACACCACCAUCAACCGCUUGGCUACGGUGGUGGAGCCGGAACCCUUCCGGGCCACGUGUACUCCACCAUCCCGGAGUCACAGUACAACCAAUCGACCCACUCGUCAUCCUCGAUCGGUGGCCAGCAGCAGCAGCAGCCGCAGGGGAAGCAGCAACCGCUACAGCAUCUUCCGGUGGCUCCCCCCACCGGUUCUUCGCGGCUCCUGCCGCCCGCCGGCGGAGGUGACCAGACGGGCAAUCGGCCAUACUUUGUGUAGAGUCCCGUGGGACAGAAGGAUGCGCGUGAUAGGAUGAUUUUUGUAAAUAGAAGAAGAGUGGGCAGCUUCCCCACAACAAGCAACAGCAACUUAUUCUCGUACUAAUGUUGUAUUCCUACACCCCGCACACUUACACGCGCUACAACACCCAUACAGUUUUAG